Molecule: messenger RNA, 3307 nt
Organism: Bubalus bubalis (water buffalo)
Lineage: Eukaryota; Metazoa; Chordata; Mammalia; Artiodactyla; Bovidae
Gene: GRK6
Product: G protein-coupled receptor kinase 6
Exons: 15
Coding region: 532-2265 (577 amino acids)
Biological process (GO): regulation of signal transduction; protein phosphorylation; signal transduction
Cellular component (GO): cytoplasm; plasma membrane
Molecular function (GO): ATP binding; G protein-coupled receptor kinase activity
Source: RefSeq, a predicted model, not a curated record
ACGGGGUCACAAAGAGUCGGACACGACUGAGCGACUAACACACAAGAGAGCAAGUUACAGUCUGAAGUGUAAAGGGGCGAUUCAAACCCAAAUCUGUAAGAUGCCAAGACUCAGGCCCCUUCCACCAUGUUCAACCUCAUGACCCACAGGCCACACCUGUCUAGCUCUCUAACAUGUUUUAUGUUUGGGCUGCAGUGGUUUGUUUUUUUUUUAUAUAAUAUAGGAACUGGUAUUUCGUGUAACGGUCCAGAUUCCCGGCUGACUUUGAAGUCUGAAGAGUUGGCCACACCGAGCCGGCAUUCCUGCCUAGUCAGAGUCAAGCAGUCAGCUGCGGUUGUGCUGCAGCUGUCUCCGUUUGAGGGGUCCGGUUCCCACACUCCCCACCGCUCCCUGUUGUCUCCCAUCUGGUCCAUAUUUACCGCACCUGUCUGAUUCUGUAGGCAUUUGAGCUGCUGCCCAGCGGCUACAGAUGAGGGAUCAGCUAGGUAAAAUGAGGUACCAGGCCUCCUGCCACCACUUCUUUUGCCUCUGAUGCAGGGUCCCAUCAUAGGGGCCUGGAGCCUCCCUGGUGACUCAGCUGCCCUCUGCCAUCUCUCAGGUGGCGGCGGGAAUCGUAAAGGCAAAAGCAAGAAAUGGCGGCAGAUGCUACAGUUCCCCCAUAUCAGCCAGUGUGAAGAGCUGCGGCUCAGCCUUGAGCGUGACUACCACAGCCUGUGUGAGCGGCAGCCCAUUGGGCGCCUGCUGUUUCGAGAGUUCUGCGCCACGAGGCCUGAGCUGACUCGCUGCAUUGCCUUCCUGGACGGGGUGGCUGAGUAUGAAGUGACCCCUGAUGAGAAGCGGAAGGCAUGUGGGCUGCGGCUCCUGCAGAAUUUUCUGAGCCACACGGUUGACCCACGAGUACCUGAGCGUGGCCCCUUUUGCCGACUACCUCGACAGCAUCUACUUCAACCGUUUUCUGCAGUGGAAGUGGCUGGAAAGCUAGUGUUUGCUUCCCAACCCCUUGUCCACAGGCAGCCAGUGACCAAAAACACCUUCAGGCAGUACCGAGUCCUGGGCAAAGGCGGCUUUGGGGAGGUAUGCGCCUGCCAGGUGCGGGCCACAGGCAAGAUGUAUGCCUGCAAGAAGCUGGAGAAGAAGCGGAUCAAGAAGCGGAAAGGGGAAGCCAUGGCACUCAACGAGAAGCAGAUCCUGGAGAAAGUGAACAGUAGGUUUGUAGUGAGCUUGGCCUACGCCUAUGAGACCAAGGACGCAUUGUGCCUGGUGCUGACGCUGAUGAACGGAGGCGACCUCAAGUUCCACAUCUACCACAUGGGCCAGGCUGGCUUCCCUGAGGCUCGGGCUGUCUUCUACGCAGCAGAGAUCUGCUGUGGCCUGGAGGACCUGCACCGGGAACGUAUUGUGUACAGGGACCUAAAGCCAGAGAACAUCCUACUAGAUGACCAUGGUCACAUCCGCAUCUCUGACCUGGGGCUGGCUGUGCACGUACCCGAAGGCCAGACAAUCAAAGGCCGUGUGGGCACCGUGGGCUACAUGGCCCCAGAGGUGGUAAAAAACGAACGGUACACCUUUAGCCCGGACUGGUGGGCACUUGGCUGCCUCCUGUAUGAGAUGAUCGCAGGCCAGUCACCCUUCCAGCAGAGAAAAAAGAAGAUCAAGCGGGAGGAAGUGGAGCGGCUAGUGAAGGAGGUGCCUGAGGAGUACUCCGAGCACUUCUCCCCACAGGCCCGCUCACUCUGCACCCAGCUCCUCUGCAAGGACCCCUCCGAACGCCUGGGGUGUGGUGGGGGCGGCGCACAAGAAGUGAAGGAGCACCCUCUCUUCAAGAAGCUGAACUUCAAGCGGCUGGGAGCUGGCAUGCUGGAACCACCCUUCAAGCCUGAUCCCCAGGCCAUUUACUGCAAAGAUGUUCUGGACAUUGAACAGUUCUCAACAGUUAAGGGUGUGGAGCUAGAGCCCACUGACCAGGACUUCUACCAGAAAUUUGCCACAGGCAGUGUGCCCAUCCCUUGGCAAAACGAGAUGGUAGAGACCGAGUGCUUCCAGGAGCUGAACGUCUUCGGGCUGGAUGGCUCGGUUCCCCCAGACCUAGACUGGAAGGGCCAGCCACCAGCACCCCCCAAAAAGGGACUGCUGCAGAGACUCUUCAGUCGCCAGAGGACUGCUGUGGAAACUGCAGCGACAGUGAGGAAGAGCUUCCCGCCCGCCUCGAGCUCCCCACCCGCCUCUAGCCCCCAGCCUGGGGCCCCCCCGGGCGGUUGGCGGUAGCAGCUACUGCGAACGCUGUUUACAGUUUUGCACAGUGGUCUUCCCCAUUGUCCACUCAAGUUGUGGCCUGGGAGACACAGCCGGAGCUGUCCCCAGUGCCCUCUGCCCCGGAGCCCCUGGUCUGGCUGAGUGGUCAAGGCCUGGGCUGUCCCCUGGGACAAAGGUGCGUCCCUUCAGCUCUUGUCUGUGGAGCUCGGGGCUUUCUGUAUUUAUGUCUUUGUAUGAAUGUAUAUAGCAACCAGAACAUUCUUAAGACUCACCCUGGAGCCGGCAGAGGGGCUGCUGCCGCACACUCCAGACACCUCAGGCCCGGCUUGGAUAGGCAAAGCUGGGCCAGGCCAGGCCCCUGGGCCCUCAGCACUGUGCUUGCCACCGCCGACCUCUGAGUGAGACUCGUGCCUGCCGCUGCUGCCCUGGGUUUAGGCCGCCGCCUCUGGGGCCCAAUACUGUCCAUUCUCAGCGCCUGUCAGAGGUGGAUCUGGGACCACUGGGUCCCCUAGGCCUGUGCCAAAGUGUGACCAGAGACUGGGCUGCCCCUGGGACCCCUCAGUCCACUGCCCAGGCUGUCCCAGACGGGUCUGCCUCUGCCUUCCGGCUCCCAGGACACCUCGUCCCCUGUGCUGGGCCCUGUCCUGGAGUCACCUCUUGCAGAACACCCCAGCCCAGGCCAUAGGAAGGGAAGGGGUGGGGGUGUCACUGACCAACCCUCAAACAUUCCAGACUCCCCUCGAAAGAGACACGUGCCCAGCAAUAAUCCGCCCCUCCCUUUGUGUGUGUGUGUGUGUGUGUGUGUGUGUGUGUGUGUGUGUGUGUGUGUGUAUGAAUGAGAGAGAGAGAGAGAAAGAAGGGGGCAGGCUGAGGCUGUGUGCCUGCAUCCCAACCCCAGCCCUUCCCAGACUGAUGGCCCUCUUGGUCCCAGUGUUAACGGUAGUGUGGGAUACAGGGCCCCAAUUUUUCCAUAUUUAAGGCCGAUUUUUAUUACUCAUUUUGUCCAAUGUAAGCUGCCACAUGUCUCUGUGAAUACAGUCCGAGCACAAACCUG